Messenger RNA from Vigna angularis (adzuki bean), 5547 nucleotides. RefSeq lists its product as uncharacterized. The coding region runs from base 4209 to 5450 and encodes 413 amino acids. The transcript has 2 exons. The record is from RefSeq and is a predicted model, not a curated record. Lineage: Eukaryota; Viridiplantae; Streptophyta; Magnoliopsida; Fabales; Fabaceae.
AAUUAUGUGUUCUGUUUUUAUUUAUUUUUUUUAGUUUUUUUUGUUAUAAUAAUAAAAAAAAAAAUCAGAGAGUAAAGUUGCUGUAAUAGGGCAGAGUAUAUAGUUUGUGCUGAAGUACUAAUUUGAGUGCAUUUAUUAAUAAUAAAAAAAACAAUGCAAAAAUACAUAAAAACAUAAUAAUGAUGUUCGGGGUUCGAUCAUUUCUGAUCGUUAAUAUUACAAACCAUAUAAAAAAAACAUAAAAAAAAUUAAAAACAUAAAAACAUAAAAAUUAAUUGUCCAUAUUACAGUCCUCAUUAAUAUUCUGGCCACACUCGGCCAUCAAAAACAUAAAAAAAAAAAUAAUAAGAAAAUAAAAACAAAUUCAACGAAAGAAUUGUCGAGCUGGUUGUGGUGGUCUAAGGGAGAGCUCCGUUGAGGGAGCUCUGGUACGAAAAGUCACGAGCGGAGGCGAAGGAAUCUCUGUUUCUGGAUCGAUUAUGAUGGGAAUGGGGAAGAGGUCCAGCAGCCUCGGUGCCCUCAUUAUUACCCAGUCGUAUUCUUUCAACCAAAAAAAAAAAUUGUGUUAAUUUUAAUAGAAAAAAAAAAAUUCAAUAAAAUUGAGAUCUGAUGAGAGUUCUUACCAUACAUGUACAGCGGCAGUUGUGAAAACUGAGUGCCAGUGGGGUCUAUAUCCGCUUGCCAGCGCCUGACCCGAUUGCCGUGGUUGUUGAACCAGCAGUGCACGUUGUAUUCGCUGGCAUCUCCGAAGGUCCUUAGUCGAGACGUGAUCUCGACGAUUUGCGCUCGGCUUGGAUGAGUGACCCCAUAAUUGAAGAUGUUGGUCAUCAUCUUGACCUGAUCAUCUGUUGGACGCCACCGCUGACUUGUGUAUCUCUCGAUUUCCAUCUCGCUCAUCAUAUUCUAAAACAUGGAAAAAAUGAAAAAAAAAAAAAAAUAAAAAAAAAAAACAAAAACAGAAAAAUAAGAAGCAUAAAAAAAAAUAUUAGAUUAGUCUGUGUUUUCUUUAUUUGUUGUUGUUUCCUUUUAGAUUUAUUUUGUCCAGUCUGUAUUUGAUGUUUCAGUGUCUGGUCUUUGAUCUGUUUCACGGUCCUUGCAAAGGGGUCCUAAACGAAUCUACGUUCAGUUGUCCUUGUCCAUGUCAUUCAUGUUAUUAUGUUUUUGUGUUUUAUUUUUAAGUGGGGUACGUGGCGUUGUUCUACCCGAUUGUCUCUGCCAUACCUUCAAUCGAAGGGAGAUUAACGUCUGGUUUCCAGCCGAUAUACCCCUUAAGUUUUUUUGACAGUUGUGUUUUAUGUGUUUUUCUUUUAAAAAAAAAAUAAAGCAGGAAAGCAGGAAAGCAAGAAGGUAAUAAUAGCAGAAAAAGCGGUAAAGGGAGGAAAGAAAGGAAAGAAGAUAGAUCGGCAGAAGAAGAAAAAUAAAGGAAAGCAGGAAAAUGGAAAAGAGGGAGAGCAGGCAAGAGGUCAGAGAAGAAAAAAUGGAAAGCAGGAAAGCAGGAUGGUAAUAACAGCAGAGAAGCAGAAAAGGAAGAAAUAGAGAUCCAAGGUGCAGAGAACUUACCUGGAGUAGUAGGCUGGCAGAGGAGCUCCUCGCUGAUCUCGGACUCUUCAGAUGGCACGGUGACAGAGCUUCCUCGCAGAUCCAGACGCUCGAGAAGAGAGAAGAGAGGAGAGCAGAGAGAGAGGCUAGGUGAGGAAAUGGCGCUCUGACGCUGAGGAGUACUUGUGGUGGCUGGAAUUGAUCAUUGGACAGUGCUAAGACUCUCCGCAGAGUGUUCACAAGAAGGAGAGCUCAAUGGAUUUUGCAUUGAUUUAUUUUGUGUGUUAAAAUAAAAAAUUUGAUUUAGAACUCCUACACACCACACAGCCUUAAGAAUACCAGCCACCACUCCACGGUUUUAUUUUCCCAUUCAAGGUUUUAUUUUGGCAUUUAGUUGAUACUUUGGAACACAUCACGUCUGGGAGGAAUUCAAAAAUGAAAGUGAAUUUGUUGAAAUAUAACACACGGCCCACCUAGCUUUGAAAAAAAAAGAAGAAGCCUUCAACCUUUGGAGAGAAGCACGUACACACCUUCUUUUGUUAUUAUUACUCUUGUAAAAGAUUGAUUGAAGAAAGAAUACGUGCAAGGUGUUAAAGGAGAUAACAAAUGCUAAAAUAUGGGGUCCAUUCACCACUAAAAAAGCACUCUAGCAAAACUCACGGAACCAAGAAGUUUUCUUCAUUCAUUUUGGCAAACAUACAUCAAGAGCAUACAUUUUGCAACAUGGGAACCACCAAACUCUCUUGUCUGGAACGUGAAUAUGAAGCCAUCAAUUUGGAAAGCUUCAAUUAAAUUAAGUGGCAGCUCACAUCUCACGGCCCACAUGGAAAAAUCUGAAUGGUUUUCUCCAUUUUAUUUUUGGCUAGCACAUGGUCCACCACUCACGCUUUUUAACGUUUAUGGCUUGUAAAAAUUGAAGACAAUUGGAGAUUGGAACGUAAGGAGUGCAACUGGCUGGAAGGAUAGAGAAGCUCACGGUCCCUUUGGUGCAGCACACGUGCAGCAGUGGUGUUCUCCAUUCUAGCAAGCGAAGCAACUCCAUCCAGACGUCCAUAUUUCCAGCAUCCUCCACCAAACGCAGCAGUUCACGCAGCACUUGAAUGAAGAUGAGCAGCAGCAGCUCUUCCGUUCUUCAAAUGGAAGAAGCACCAUCCAGGAAGCAGCAACGUCCAGCAUGCAGCCCUUCACCACGGUCCAGCAGCGUGUGUGUGUUUGGAAAAGAAAGGAAGUGGUGUGUUGUCAUGGUGGCAUGAGAAUGGUAUUACGUCCAGGGGGAAGCAGCUGCCACGGUCUAAGUUGGAAUAUUUUAUUCAUUAGCAAUGAAGUGGUGAAGAGAAAUGGAAGGCUUUUUCACGUCCACAAGGAAACAAAAGUGGAAAAUUAAUUGAUCAAGAAAGUUGCUAAAAGACAAAAUUGAGAAAUGGUGCUGGAUGGCAAAGUCACGUUCAAGUGUGCACAAAAAGAGAAGUAACAGGAGUAGCUUCAGGAGCUAUAAAUUGGCAGAAUUUGGGGGCAGAGGGAUGAGAUUUGGGAAGCAGAUUUUAGUGGAUUUUAGGAGUAGUGUAGGAACUACCCACGUCUGGGAGGAGGCUCUUGCCUCUUCCUCUUCCAAAACUCUCUGUAUUUUAAUUUCAGUGCCAAAACGUAGUUUUCAUUUCUGAACGUGUCAUUUCAUUUUUAGUUGUACUGUUCAACGAAUUUAAUUUCAAGUAUUGAAUCUUUGAUGAAUUUUAUUUUCAUGUUAAGUGUUUUUAUUUUAUCUGUUAAAUUUUACCAGUAAUGAUUUUCCACACAGUUAAAUUCAGUCAUUUCUUUUUACCGUUCAGUUUAUUUUCAACGUUGUUUUUACUGUUCAUUUUCACUGUUGCUUUGGGUAAAUUUUAUUUACACUGCUGUUAUGUUUUUGCAUGUUUAUUGUUCCAGCAUUUUAAUUUCAAACACUGUUAAAUUUUCCGUUUACUGAUUUUUACCGUCUUUUACCGCACACUGCGUAAUUUUCCAUUUUCUAUUUUUACAGUCUUUUACCGUUCAGUUUUUACCGUCGUUAAGAUUUAUUUCAGUGUUUUUAAUUCUGUUUUAUUUAAUUUCCAGUUUUAAAUUUUAUUUUCCGUACAAAACAUCCACAAAACCAUCCCUUUUUCGUGUAAGACUGAACCGACAAAAAUUGGUCCUUGAGAGACGACCUAGGAGUCACUUCCUAGUAACUAUACUGCAUUCUUAAUUGCACAUCAAAUUUGAUCGACCGCGACAGCCGUAUCAAAUUUUGGCGCCGCUGCCGGGGACCAAUGAAGGUUUGGUUUUAGAUUUUUGUUGUGUAAAUUUUUGUUUUGUUAAUAUGUGUGUUUUGUGUGUUUUGUCUUGUAUAUUUUUGUAGGCGACAACGACACCUUCAGCAAAUUUUGGCGGCGUUGUCACUUCAGUUCCAGGUUUUUGUUCUACAUUUUUGUUGUGUUUUUCAAUUAUGUUGUGUUACUAUAUGUUUUGUCUUUUAUAUUUUUAUUGUGUUGUGUUUUGUAUUAUGUGUGUUAAUUAAAAAAAAAAUUUAUAAAAAAAUAAAAAAAACUGAAAAUAUUAGUUUUACUCCAUGUUAUGCUUCUGUAUAUUUUUUAUAAUCCUUGCUUGAAGUGAAAGUCCAGGUCUGAGAUAGGUUUUGAACUAGAAUAGAGAAAAUGACAGAUUCUCAAGACUGGAUGUAUGAUCUAGUCAAGUGUCUUCCCAAAUUCCUUGGGUUGGCACAUGAAGAUCCAUACAGGCACCUCAAGGAGUUUAGUUUGGUGUGUUUAUCUAUGAGACCUGCUGGUGUUUCCAAGGAGACAAUGUUGAUAAAAAUGUUUCCCAUGUCCCUGCAAGAUGAAGCAAGAGACUGGUUCAUAUACCAGUAUCCUUUUAAUAGUUGGCAGGAAACACAACAAAAAUUCUUUGACAAGUUCUUUCCAGCAGCAAAGGUGACCAGCAUUAGGAUGAAGAUCACUGCCAUUGAGCAAUUUCAAGAAGAAAGCCUGGCAGAUUAUUGGGAGAGGUUUAACAGGCUCUGCACAACUUGUCCAAACCACCAAUUUCCAGAGCAUUUGCUCUUGACUUAUUUUUAUGAAGGGCUCCUGGACAAUGAAAGGAUACUUGUGGAUGCAGCUAUUGGUGGAUGUUGGAUGGAUAUGACCCCAACAGAAGCGAGGAAGUUGCUCUGCAAGCUGACUGGUGAAAGUCCAAUUGAGGUAGCAAAGGAAGAACCUGAGCAGCUUGUUCUGGAUUCUGACACUGAUAGCCCUGAGGAUGCAGCUGAUAACUUGGAGUUUGGUAAGAAACUUCUCAGUGAGCAAAAACAGGUUUAUUCUGAACCUGAGAUUCCAAUUUUACCAGAUUUGCCUACACAUUCAAAUGCAUGUGAUUUGACGCACACUGAUUCUAUAGGGUUUAUGACUGAUACUGAUACAAAUUUGAUUGACCAUUCUAAAAUUUUUAAUUCAGUGUCAGCCAUUGAACCCAUUAGUGAGAGUAGCGUCAAUAUUAAUUUUGAAAGAAAAACUGUGCAAUCUGAUGACUUUACAGAGUUAGGAUUAAACUUUGAUUUAGCACAGUUUUCUGAAAAUUUUGAAUGUGACUGUGAAUCUGGUUCUUGCUCCAUUUGUGCUGAAAUUGAUUAUGCAUUACAGCCAAACUCUAAGUUUAUUACCGAUGCUAUUAAUUGUGAGUUUGAUGACAAGGAUGCAGAGUUAAAAGAGAAUGCAGGUGCUGACAUUAAGAAAUUAAUGAUUACUGAAGAAGAGUAUACUGCUAUGAGAAGAAAGAAGAAACAUUUUGUUGCGGAUGAUAGGGCAAUACUGAUGACACAGUUUCUCUUAAUAUUUUCUCUGCUGAAUCAUGUGAUGGAAAGCAUAUCCCUGAUUGUCCAAAUUUGGCAACACCCACCAUAACCAGGGAAGUUUUCCUAUUCCUUCUUCCCUUAAUUUUCUUAGUUUAUGAAUUUGGGGGGAGAUUCUGAUAACUUGUUAGUUUUAAUCUGUGUUUAUG